Messenger RNA from Amphiprion ocellaris (clown anemonefish), 2292 nucleotides. RefSeq names its product sodium- and chloride-dependent GABA transporter 2-like. Bases 193 to 1857 code for a protein of 554 amino acids. NCBI's taxonomy places the organism in Eukaryota, Metazoa, Chordata, Actinopteri, Pomacentridae. Gene Ontology annotation, biological process: sodium ion transmembrane transport. Gene Ontology annotation, cellular component: membrane. The record is from RefSeq and is a predicted model, not a curated record. The transcript is spliced from 15 exons.
GGUUGGUUGUCUCUAUGUACUAUGUCUCUACAUAUGUCCCCGGCGACAGACUGGUGACCUGUCCAGUAUGUACCCUGUCUUCACCCUAAGUCGGCUGGGAUACACCCCAGCUCCCCAGUGACUCUACGGGAUAAAGCGAUGUAUAGAUAAAGGAUGGAUGGAUGAUUAACUGCUUGGGCAGUUGCUCAUUACAUGACACAGACACAAAACCUGUAUGGGAAUGUCGUCGGCCUGGGUAACGUGUGGAGGUUUCCUUACCUCUGCUACAAAAAUGGAGGGGGUGCAUUCUUGGUGCCAUAUCUGGUAUUUGUGGUGACCUGUGGCAUACCCCUGUUCCUGCUGGAGACAACCAUGGGCCAGUACACUCAGGAGGGCGGCAUCACCUGUUGGAGGAAGUUAUGUCCACUGGCAGAAGGUAUUGGCUAUGCAGGGCAGCUGAUCAUCCUCUACAGUUGUAUGACUUACCUUAUUAUUCUGUCCUGGGCGUUGCUCUACCUCGUGUUCUCCUUCAGCUCCCAGCUCCCCUGGGCCACUUGCAACAACUACUGGAACACAGAUGACUGUGUAGACUAUUCAACAAAAAAUGCCAGUGUGCCAUGGAACAAUCAGACCAACUCAACAUCUGCAGCCACAGAAUUCUGGGAACGACGUGUGCUGGCUAUCUCAGGAGGCAUUGAGGAGAUCGGCAGCAUCAGGUGGGAGGUGCUGUUGUGUGUAAUUGCUAUGUGGAUCAUCUGCUACUUUUGUAUCUGGAAAGGUGUCAAGUCUACAGGAAAGGUGGUGUAUUUCACUGCUACCUUCCCCUAUGUGAUGCUGCUAAUUCUUCUGAUUCGUGGACUCUCUCUUCCUGGUGCACUGCAAGGAGUGAAGUUUUAUCUUCUGCCUGAAGCCUCACGACUCACGGAUCCUCAGGUGUGGAUGGAGGCUGGGUCUCAGAUCUUCUUCUCCUACAGUAUCGGUGUGGGGAUCUUAACUGUGCUGGGAAGCUACAACAAACUCAAAAACAAUUGUUACAAGGACUGUCUGUGGCUGUGUCUGCUGAACAGUGGUACCAGUGUUGUAGCUGGCUUUGCAGUCUUCUCGGUGCUUGGAUUCAUGGCUCAUGAGCAGGGCGUUCCCAUUGCAGAGGUGGCAGAGUCAGGUCCAGGCUUGGCGUUCAUUGCUUAUCCUCAGGCUGUAGCCAUGAUGCCUCUGCCUCAACUGUGGUCCAUCUGUUUCUUUGUCAUGCUCAUUCUCUUGGGUUUGGACACACAAUUUGUCGCCAUGGAGGUGGUGAUGACGUCUGUCACUGAUAUGUUUCCUAAAGUUAUGCGCAGGGCAGGCCGACGGGAGAAGUUCCUCGCCCUCUUCUGCUUAAUAUGCUUUUCCUUUCAGCUUGUCAUGCUCACUGAAGGAGGGAUGUAUGUGUUCCAGAUGAUGGACUACUAUGCUUGUAAUGGAGCCUGCAUCCUCUUUAUCUCUGUGUUUGAAACGCUGGCACUGGGAUGGAUAUUUGGGGCAGAUCGGUUGUAUGACAUCAUUAAGGACAUGACAGGGAUGAACGCCAACCCAUUUUUCAAAAUCUGCUGGCUCUACCUCACACCACUGGUCUCACUGGGCUCUUUCAUAUAUUCUUUAAUUGAGUACCAGCCUCUGACCUUUAAUCGCUGGUACGUGUACCCAGACUGGGCAUAUGUGUUGGGCUGGCUACUGGCCCUCUCCUCAAUCCUGCUUGUGCCUGGAUGUGCACUGUAUAAGUUGAUCACUGGGACUGGGACCCUCAAACAGCGUUGUCAUCACCUGUGCCAGCCUGAACCUGAUAACUUACCCACCCAAAUGCAGGAAAGGAAUGACAGUUUACUACUAGGCAAUGGAUAAUAAACUUGUAAGGAAAAAAUAUCACUGCAUGUGGCCAUGGUGAUCCAAGCAGCUUUGACUUUCCCAUGUUCCCUGAAGAUAGAGAAUCACUGGACUACUGACUGUAUAACUGUGUUUGUAAUCUUUUCUUUCAUUCUGUUUUUUUGUUUUUACAGAGAAAGAAAAUUAGAAAUACUGUUCCACUUUGUAGAUCAGUUUGUUAAAUAUAAUCCAAACUCUAUGCUAUUCACAAAUUCCAAAAUUACUUGUCCAAAAAUUUUAUACUUUAAUUCAAAGAAAUACAUUGUUUAGUGUGAAUCAGAUGGGUUUCAGACAACUACUAGGUCAAGAGUUUAAGCAUUUAUGGAAGAAAUUACAUUUUACCAAACAAUAUUGUAAAUAAAAUGUUCAAAUGUUUUUGUAUUUUGUUAAUCAUAAAAGCAUGAACUACUCUAA